UCGUGUAUAUAUAGUACAAAUUAGAACUUGAGAUCAGAAAACAGAAAAAACAAAAUAUCAAUGGCUGGCUAUGGUGAUUACUUGCCAUUCUUGGCCAUGGUGCUUGUCCAAAUGAGCUAUGCAGGAAUGAACAUCAUUUCAAAGCUUGCUAUCGAAUCUGACAUGAACCCUCUUGUUCUUGUUGCUUAUCGCCAAGUUUUCGCCACCCUUUCCAUUGCCCCCUUUGCUUAUUGGAUGGAAUGGAAAACAAGACCCAGGAUCACAAUGCCUAUUCUUUUCCAGACUUUUCUAUGCUCUUUAACUGGGGCAACUGCAAAUCAGGUUUUCUAUUUUGUUGGUUUGAAGACUUCGACCCCAACCAUUGCAUGCGCAUUGACCAAUACACUUCCAGCAAUGACGUUUAUCCUUGCACUCAUUUUCAGACAAGAAUCUGCAAAAAUAAAGAGCAAACCAGGAUUGUCCAAGGUGAUGGGAACAGUUGUGUGUGUCUCUGGAGCCAUGCUGCUUUCAUUUUACCAUGGACACAUCAUUGGCUUAGGUGAGUCCAAAAUUCACUGGGCAUAUGCUCAGAGAAUGGGAGAGCAGGCAAAUUCCAGCUCCAAUGGAAGUUCCUUUGUGGGCCCCCUUUGUGUAAUCAUAAGCACCUUAGGUUGGGCAUUCUGGUUCAUAAUCCAAGCGAAAGUGGGGGAGAAUUUUCCAGCUCCUUAUACAAGCACCACAUUGAUGUGUUUGAUGGCCAGCUUUGAGUGUGGGAUCAUUGCUGUGAUUGCUGAUCACAAAGUUUCUGCUUGGUCAUUGAAAAAUCCCAUGCGGCUUAUUUCAGCCCUCUAUUGUGGAAUUUUGGGUUCUGCACUAGCUUUCUUCCUCUCUUCCUGGAGUAUUCAGAGAAAAGGCCCUCUUUACGUGUCGGUGUUCAGCCCCUUGCUCNUCAUUAUUGUGGCCAUUUCAAGUUGGGCUCUGCUUGAGGAGAAAUUAUACCUUGGAACUGCCAUAGGGUCGAUUUUGAUCGUUUGCGGGCUCUAUCUUGUUCUGUGGGGGAAAAACAAGGAGACGGAGGUUGAGAAGCCAACAAAAGAAACAGACACAACAAAGGCAGAUCAUGGCAAGGAGUAUGAGAGAAACGACUUGGAACUGCAGCUGCAAGUGCACUCGAAAAGCGACAGUGACGUUAUGGGAUGAUACAGAGGGUCAAACAGAACAGCAGCAAAGGCAAACUUCCCCUGUUGCAUUGAAUCUAUGCUGCCAUUUCAUUUUCUAUCUGAGGUCACUUCAUGAACCUCCCAGAUAAAUGUAAUAUUAGAUUGGCCAACAAGGACCAGUUGUUGCUUUCUUUUGAGCUGCAUUUGGAAGUUUCUUCUAGCAAAAAUGACUCCAAAUUUCAUGUCAUAUUUGUGUUUAUC
Messenger RNA from Prunus dulcis (almond), 1400 nucleotides. RefSeq names its product WAT1-related protein At1g09380. Lineage: Eukaryota; Viridiplantae; Streptophyta; Magnoliopsida; Rosales; Rosaceae. Gene Ontology annotation, cellular component: plasma membrane. The record is from RefSeq and is a predicted model, not a curated record. Gene Ontology annotation, molecular function: transmembrane transporter activity.